Messenger RNA from Hibiscus syriacus, 1360 nucleotides. Its product is annotated as amino acid transporter AVT1I-like. The record is from RefSeq and is a predicted model, not a curated record. NCBI's taxonomy places the organism in Eukaryota, Viridiplantae, Streptophyta, Magnoliopsida, Malvales, Malvaceae. Bases 38 to 1330 code for a protein of 430 amino acids. The transcript has 3 exons. Gene Ontology annotation, cellular component: plasma membrane.
ACCUUUCACUCUUUUUGUCUAAUCAAUAAUUGAGGCCAUGGCUCAAGAGCAGCCCUCCUUGACUGUGCCUCUCAUUGAAGCUGAAGAAAAUAAACAAAGUUUGGGAAGAAAAGUAGAGGAAAUAGAAUCAGAUUCUUCUCAUUCCAUUUCAGCCACCAACUCUUUCUUCAAAACCUGUUUCAAUGGACUUAAUGCUCUCUCAGGAGUUGGGAUAUUAUCAACCCCAUAUGCACUAGCUUCAGGGGGAUGGUUAAGCUUAAUUCUUCUUUUCACCAUUGCAACUGCCGCAUUCUUCUCAGGUUUAUUAAUCCAAAGAUGCAUGGAUUCAGAUUCCAAUAUCCGAACUUAUCCCGACAUAGGCAAGCUUGCAUUCGGGAACAAAGGGAGAUUAAUAGUAUCCAUUUUCAUGUACACUGAGCUCUACUUAGUGGCCACGGGAUUCUUGAUUCUAGAAGGCGAUAAUCUUCACAAUCUGUUCCCAAACAUGGAGUUUGAAGUUGCAGGACUAACAAUUGGUGGGAAACCAGGGUUUAUCGUAAUCGUAAGCCUCGUGAUUUUGCCUACGGUUUGGUUAGAUAACUUGAACCUUCUUUCGUAUGUGUCAGCCAGUGGGGUUUUAGCUUCUGGAAUCAUACUUGUUUCGAUCAUAUGGACUGGUGCGUUUGAUGGGAUUGGGUUUCACCAGAAGGGAACACUGGUGAAUUGGGAUGGAAUGUUGACUGCUAUCAGCUUAUAUGCUUUCUGUUAUUGUGCACAUCCAGUUUUCCCUACACUUUACACUUCAAUGAAGAAGAAGCAUCAAUUCUCCAAUGUUCUGGUUGUAUGCUUUAUAUUGUGUACAAUCACUUAUGCAUCAAUGGCAAUCUUCGGGUACUUAAUGUUCGGAUCACAACUUCAAUCACAGGUAACAUUGAAUCUUCCAACAAACAAUAUCAGCUCCAAGGUGGCUAUCUACACCACCCUGGUGAACCCCAUAGCCAAAUAUGCAUUGAUGGUCACUCCCAUCAUCAAUGCCAUCAAAACCCGGUUUUCGUGCAGCCAUUACAGCCGGCGUUUUCUCGGCAUCAUCAUCGGCACCAACUUGUUGAUCAGCACCGCAUUGGUGGCUCUCGCCAUCCCGUUCUUCGGUUCACUGAUGUCCCUCGUCGGAGCCUUUUUAAGUAUCAUUGCUUCUGUCAUACUUCCAUGCUUAUGCUACUUGAAGAUUUCUGGUAUUUAUAGGAGAUUCAAUGGGGAACUGGUUGGAAUUUGCCUUAUAAUUAUAGUGGGGAUUUGUCUGGUCAUAUUUGGUACUUUCACAUCUGUUGUAGAUAUCAUAGGCAAUUUUUAAAUAAGAAUGGUUCAGGUAUUUGAUAUGUUU